This is a messenger RNA of Closterium sp. NIES-67, 1768 nucleotides long. NCBI's taxonomy places the organism in Eukaryota, Viridiplantae, Streptophyta, Zygnematophyceae, Desmidiales, Closteriaceae. The record is from the annotation of a GenBank genome assembly.
AGGCUGGCGUUCAGCGCAGGAACAAAAGCGCAAGCUCCCUUCACACUCAGCACCUUGAGAUCUCAGCGCCCUCCGGUUUCCCCUCCGCAUACGGCCGUCAGAGCUAGAGUUUUCCUCUUGCCGUGACAAUCCCUCAUCUCACCACGAGCAAUGGAGUCUGAAACAAACCGGAGGUCCGCAGCUGCGGUGACGACGCAACCGUCGACCACGUACACAACAGGAGGAGGAGUAGGAGGAGGGCCGAACGGUUCGUCAUCAUCCGGCACGACCAAAUGGUGGGGCAGAGGAGAAGGUGGCGGCGGCGGCGACUCGACGCAUGCCACCACCAAGAGCAAGACCAGCAGCAGCAGUCACGGCGCCAGCGCCGGCAAGGCGAAGACGAGUGCGACAGGCGGCGCUGCGGCGUCAGCAUCGGCACCGGCGGCGGUGAUGUUCAGCGAGAUGGGGCAGGCGUCCAAGGACCUGUUCAGCAAGGGCUUCUCCACCGCGCAGGUGGUGGCGCUGUCCGCCGUGGCGCCCGGCAGCGUGGCACUGACGACCAUGGUGACCAAGGUGCAGCAGCUCGUCGUCGGGCUCGUCACGGCUACGGUGCCCCUGCCCGGGGAUACCGUCUGCCAGGUGUCCGCCAGCUCGCUGGGCCAGAUCCAGACGAGCUUCAAGGUGCCUGAGGUGGCGCGUGGGCUGGCAGCAACAGUAGCAGCAGAGUUCCCUCCGCGCGCAGCCGCCUCCACUAUCUCCCUGGGCCCUCCCGUCGCCACCAGUGCAGCGCCCAGCCUGCCGCACGGCGUGACGCUCACGCACCGGUCACAGUUCACGGCUGUGUCGGCGGGGACCACGUUCAGCACGCAGCCCGUGCUGACCAGCAGCCUGGCGCUGGGGGGCGUGGGGGGUGGCGUGUGCGUUGGAGGGGAGGUGGCUUACGACACGGCUUCGCAGAACGUGAUCAAGUAUAAUGCUGGCAUAGGCAUGGCCCAUGGGCGCAUGUCAGCAGCUGCAUACUUGGACAUGCAGGCACGGGACAUGGUGCACCUGCAGUAUGCGCAGGACGUGGACGAGCGGCUGGCCGUGGGGCUGUACCUGCAGCGCGCACUCAAGGACUCGAGCGCUGACAACGUGGCGUACGCGCUCAAGUACCAGGUGGAUGACAAGACACAGCUCAAGGGCAAGUUCAACAGCAAUGGGCUCUUCCACGGCUGGCUGCAGCACUCGCUAGGAGGUGGGGCGACACUCAACGUGACCGCAGAGGUGGACACCAGCAAGGCCUUCAAGAACGGCGGCCGAGGGGGGGGGCAGGAGGGAGGGGAGCAGAGGGGGGGGGACAAGGGCAUUGGCGCAACCAGGUUUGGUUUUAGCCUCUCCAUUGCCCAGUAGAGGAGGUGCUGCUGGCCACGGCAGGGCAGGAGCCAUUGCGGCAGCAUGGCUUGCUUCUUGCAUGUUCUUGGUGCUUGGUUGAGCCGUUUAGUAUGUGGGAAGGGCUUUAUGUUACAUUCCUGGCUUAGGGAUGUAAGCAUGUUGCAGGGAGUUGUCUCAUAGUGCGUGUUGUCCGCCUGUAAUUACACGUAUCUGUUCACUUUCAUUCACGGGGUACACAAAGUGCGUACAGUGUCCCCGCUCUCGGCAAUGAGGUGGUAAUAACGUAAAAGAACAACGUUGCCGGCUGAUGCUAGAUUUUCGUUGCUUUACUUAGCUGAAAGGGGGGGGAACCAGGGCCUCAGCUAGGAUUUUGGGCAUCCUGUCUAGUCAGGGCUAGGCCUUAAAAACACGUGUA